Messenger RNA from Homalodisca vitripennis (glassy-winged sharpshooter), 5565 nucleotides. RefSeq names its product rho GTPase-activating protein 20 (gene RhoGAP71E). The transcript is spliced from 11 exons. The record is from RefSeq and is a predicted model, not a curated record. NCBI's taxonomy places the organism in Eukaryota, Metazoa, Arthropoda, Insecta, Hemiptera, Cicadellidae. Gene Ontology annotation, biological process: signal transduction. The coding region runs from base 188 to 1711 and encodes 507 amino acids. Gene Ontology annotation, molecular function: GTPase activator activity.
CAUAUUGAUUUUUUGAAAGGAUGAAAGGAAGGUGUGGUUAUAAUUAAAAAUGAUUGAAAGCAAAGUUAUCACAUUUCAUACACAGUUACAAAAUAGUGCAUUUAGAAACUUGUGUUUUUUAAAUUCAAACUAAUUAAGGUUAUGGACCAAAGAACGAUGAGUUGUUAACUGUGUGGCGGAGCAGAUAAUGACCAGUUGGGCCGAAAGGAUGCAUCGAAGGGCUGCCACCUUUGGCAACGUUGUCACUUCUUGUGGCCAUCCGUCCGUACCUUAUCCACGACGUCUUGAAAAAGUAAAGUUUGGUGUUCCACUAGAUGAAGUCUGCAAAAAUGAUAUCCCCGGCCCACUAUUGGUAUUAAUUUUGAAAUUGAACAAAGAAGCUCCCUUGAAGAAGGAUGUGUUCCGAGCCCCAGGCCACCAGGGUAAUAUGAAGAAACUGAUUCACUUCUUACAGACUGGCCGACUGGUCAAUAUAGACAACUUUUCAGUCUACACCAUCGCUUCCGUCCUCAAGAAAUUUCUGCGAAAACUUCCAGGUGGUAUCUUUGGACGCACGAACGAACAGCAGCUAUUCACCAUCGUACAGAUGAACAGCAUCACGCAGCAGCGUGACGAAAUUUACAAAUUGAUCUCAUCAUUGCCCCCACACACUCAACGGCUGCUAGUCCUGUUGUUCGGAACGUUUAGAGUGAUUGCGACGAACGCUGAGCGGGCCCACACCGGUAUGACAGCUGAAGCACUUGGAGUGUCCGUGGCACCCAGCUUCUUCCAGAGCUGUGUCAGUGAUGGAAAAACUGCCAAGAUGGAGGAUGUUCUGCGAUAUAAGGUUGCAACAAGGAUAAUGAAAUUUCUCAUAGAUAACUUUGGCACAUGUAAUUUAUUCGGGCGGCCAAAUUAUGAGUUCUACGCAAGGAUCACAGGGAGAAUUCUCAAGGUCGAAGAUGAAUGGAUAUUUAGCUUCAGAUUCCCUCCUGAUAAUGUUGGGCGUCAAGUGUCUCUUGAAACAGAGAAAACGUGGCUUCAGUACGAGUGCGAGAGAUGGGGGUUGAAGUUCAAUUUGGAGACAAUGUCACACCAAGAGGAGAGUCAGUCUACACCAGCCCUGAUUCAUGUUCCUGAGUCAUUGGACGAAGCGAUGGGGACAUCCCUGGGGAUGAUACCAGAGAACAACCUCCUGGAGAGCUGCACCCGACUGUCCAUCAGUCUGGAGGAGAAUGGAUUGUUUAAGGGCUCGAGUCGGUCGAGUUCUAGCAGUGCCAGCCACCACAUGACCUUGGAUGAGUUGCGUGCUGUCAACAGAUAUGCAGAAUCCACCAAAAGCCUCUCUUACCUCCCCCAGGUCCACGAGCGACAAGCAGCACGGAUGCGGACACGCUCCGAGUGGUUCCUUAACCCUCCCGGCCGCCUGUGCCAUAGCAUGGACAGCGACCCUACGUCCAUCCACGUCUUGCGGGGUUCUAACAAUCUUAGUUCCUCCUCCAACAUCGGAGGAGCCGGGGCUGGUCUGAGCGCAAGCGCCGAGUCGGUUUCCAAGCGACCGAGUGUUCGGCGCAACUCGUCCCGUUCCCGUCACAACAGAGGUUCCCGACGCAACAAAGAAAACGGAGCCAACAAGCCGCUAUCCAAGUCUUCCCAUGACCCCGAGACCCCCACCACAACCACCACCACCCAGACGAUCCAAGUUACUCUCACGUACAAACCUCGGAUAUAGUGGGACUGCUGCUGCCCACUCUUCUAUUUCUUCUUAAAUUUGUAAAUUUCUUUGUUUAGAAUUCUAUACUGCCUUAUUAUAUUUCAAUGACUGAGACAUGACUUUGAAUCGCUUUAUUUUAUAAAUUUAACUAGUCAGGUAAACAUUAUGUUAUAGAAAUAAUUUUGUAAUAGUUUUGUUGUUUUACUGUCAUGACAAUUAUCAAUACAAAAAAAUAUCAAUCAUUUUAUACCAAUUCUAAUGUUACCUAAGAGGAUUAAUUUAGUAAUAACUUUGAGAAAUAUUUCCAGAGGUGUUUGUCUUCUAUUUUGAUAAUCAAUUUGUAACAUCAAAGCCAUCGUACUUGAAUACAAUACUACUACUUUAAUAAACAUAACUUGAAUGAAAAAUAAGAUUAAGGGACAUAUUAUCCCCAUAAUUAUAGAGUAUAAAAGUUUAUUUUAACACAUUUCAGGAUGUGCCCUAAAGCUUUUCUACGAGUUUGCAAUUGUAAUAGAAAAGGGUCUUUGUCAUAAUAUCCUUUUUUUAUAUCCAUUUUAUAAACAAAUAUGCAGUUUGGAUUUAAAGAAAUCUAGGUAAAUUAAUAAUUGUGUAUUUUGUAACUCUGCAAACUUUUGUAUUGCUAGAACAUUCAAGUAAUUUAGUACUUCUAGAUACUGAUGCUGUGCAAAACAUUCAUAUCAUUCCAAACAUGCCAUUAUCAAUUUUGCUUCUUUCUGGGUUAAGGUUUGCCCAAGGGCUUUUUGUUUUUCUUAACAAAAGUGUGUAACCAAUGUUUGCACAAACUCCUUAAGGUAUCAUAUUUAUCCUUUAUUUUUGUUAAUUUUUACUUUAAAGAGAUUUUUUAUAAACUAUGGUAAAAGUUCCUCUUAAGAGCUUAUUUAGCUUAAAUAUUACUUCAUUUUAGCAAUUCAUAAAUUGCACAAAAAUGUGAUUGAACUGUGUAAAACCAAAGCACAAAAUAUCUUAAAAGUAAAAAUUUUUGAAUACAGUUAUUUAUUUAAAUUGGCUAUUAACACCAUUUACAAUAAAUGUAUAUAGUAUUGGCUUUAAUGUUAGUAAUAUUAAAGUAUAUUUACGGUCCAAAUUCUGUAACAACUCUUUGUUGUUUUAUUUUAAAUUUGUUCACCAAUAAGAGUAUUUAUUGAUACUUUUCUUUGCUAGCUGGUUUAGUUGAAGAAAAUAUAUGUAUAUUAAUUAAUCAGUGGAAUUUAGUUGCUCCUUGCAAUUUAAUAUUUUUGUUGUUGAUCUUAUUUUGUUACGAAAUAAGUAUUCAAUCAGCAGUUUUAAAAAUAAGUUCAAUGCGAUAAGAAAUCAAACCUGCCCAUUUAAUAGCUUACGUUAACCUUCUAAACCCCAGGUGACAAUUUACAGUGCACUAAAUGAUGCACGUUAAAUCUUCCAGACUGUCGCCUGGGGUCCAGAAGGUGAAUUAUUUCUCUGGGUAAUAUGUAAAGUUUUGGAGUUAAAUGUAUAGUAUCUGUUUUUGUAACUGAUAUUCUUUAACAAAAAAAGAAACAAAAGAAGUUAUGGCACAUGAAACGAUAAUGUUCUUAUCCCAACUAUAUAUAAUGUAACAUGUUUUAUACAAGAUUUUAUAUAGUAAGUAAAUUGGUCCCUCUUAAUACUUCAUUAGAUCUCUUGCAUGCAAAUUAAAUGAAAUAUUUUGUAUAAAUAACCUAAGUAUAAACUUCUAGUGGGUGUUUGAAUUGAGUAUCUGUCUUGUAUACUGUAAAAAAUGUUAUUUUAACUUUGGUUUAGUCAGUUUUUUUGCUAGUUAAAAGAAUUAUGACUGAUAAUAAAGUAGACAAAUCUUGAGAUAUAUUCUCAUUUGUAGCUCUAAUUUAGCGUGGUUUAAAUUUGUUGUGCCAAAUAAUUUAUUCAAUGUCAAUUUGUAUUUGCCAAAAAAUUAAAAAAAGACUUGCAUAUUGUUUUUGACUUAAAUCAGUAGUACUUACAGACAAACUAUGUAUAAGAAAGUAGCUUUUUUAAGUGUUCACAAUACUGUAUUGUGUACAUUCUUUCUUGCCAGCCCUUGCAGCUAUUAAACCAAACUGUUGUGGUGUUUUCAUAAUAAUACAGAAACUACUUUUCGAUGACCUUCAUUUCAUGACUUUUUAAGUACGGUGAGUGUUGUAAUUCACGUAAUGUCGUAUCAGCCCAUCAGUUUUAAAUAUGUUCAAUGGAAAUAUGUAGUUACAAGAAAAUGUUGUAAUUGUUGUCACAUCGACAAGUAAGAACACCAAUGUUGUUUUAUAUGUUUAUGGAUGUAUUAAUUGUAUUGUAAAUGUAUAUAAACGCAAAGUUUGUAUUUUUAUAUUGUGAUCAACUCUAAGCAAAUGGAAUCAGUUUUGCUGAAGCUAGAUGCAAUAUAUAUUUAAUAGUGAUGUUGGAAAUUUAAGAUUUGAAUGAUUUAGAUUAUAAACUAUCACCCUCAGGAAUUAUUAAAACUUUUUUGUGAUUCCCCAAAAACCGUGUGGAGUCAGAUUUUGUUGUUAUAAACUUAAUGAAAAAAAAAAUACAUUUAACAUAACUAUUUAUUAUAUAGUUUCUAAUUACUAGUUCUGCAUUUAAUUUCUAUGAAAUUGUUUGAAAAUAUUGUUAUAACUUGUUUAAUGAUUCUAACUUUUUAAGCGUUUUAAUUUAAGGAGAUUCAAUGACAAAUUCAGCUUGAGAUUUCUCUUUCAGUACAUUAUUUUAACUGUGUUUAUAGAAACCAUCAAUACGAGGAAGUUCACUUAGUAGAAAGAAUCUUUAUUAUCUAAUAAACGUCUUUCAUUUGUAAUAACAAAUGUUCUCUCUUAAUAAAUUGGUCAACAUUUUAACUGCCUUUUUUCCUUAUAUAAAGGAAUGAGGCUAAAUCGUCCAUGAUGAUAUCUCCAAAAUGUGAAAUUUAACUAACCAACACAUUAUGAGUCAAGAAUAGCCGGUGGCCAAGUAAAAAUGACCAAUUUUUCCAGAAUUUUCUUUAGCCUAAAACAGAUUAUGUUUUAAAACACUUGGUACUUGAGGUCAUUGGUCUUAGGUGAUUAUGUUGCAUAAAAUCCUACCGAUAUCAUUUUCAAUUUUUAUUAGUAUUGUCGGCCUUGUAAUGUUCUGAAUCUCUCUAUUUUGAUCUUUCCCAAUGUGGGCUGUAGCCCAUGGAGAUGGACAGAAUAAGGUAAGAAGGUAAUCGGUGAUUAUAAAUCUUCCAGCUUACUGUUUAUAGCUAUAAACUUCAAGGGUUAGAUACAAAGGAAUCAAACUAUUCAACAUGUUAUCAAGCAUAUCUACAUUGAUCCUUUGUUAUGUACUCAUUGUUCAACAUUUAUAAAUAUCCAAUAGAUAAAUUUGUAUUGUUGUCAAAAACCAAAAUUUUAAGAUCGUUAUUUACCUAUAGUCUAAUGUUUUUAUAUUACUAUUGCUGGUUUUGUUUCAAGGUAACAUUGAAUAUUUUUAAUAAAUUGUUACGUGUUGAAUCCCAAGACGAGAAAACUUGUGUACUGUCUAAGUUGUGCAGUUUUUAUUUUGUCGUUCUCAUUUGUAUCGUCCUUGUCAUUUUCAGUUGGUGGUUUGUUAUUUUUUCAAAGCUUUGAUAAGAUUUCAUUUAUAACUUUCCUAAUUGUUAAGGUUAAUAUUUAGCUUUUUAUUCACUUUAUCACUUUAAUUUUAUCACUAUUAUUAUUACUGUUUUUAUACCACAAGUAAGUUUUAUUAUAUUUUUAAUUUUUAAUAAAUACACUGAUAGUUCUAAGGAAAGUUGUUUUGUUAAAGAAACUGGAUUUUUCGGCGGCUUGAAUCUGUUUGCUUGGAUUUUUAGUUAGUACAAAUUAUUGUAAAUACUAUUUAAAUAUAUACGUAUAAUUUUGUUUUAA